Owenia fusiformis is the source of this 5748-nucleotide messenger RNA. The record is from the annotation of a GenBank genome assembly. NCBI's taxonomy places the organism in Eukaryota, Metazoa, Annelida, Polychaeta, Sabellida, Oweniidae.
AGUGACGGCAAUGCAAGCUUCUUACGGGCUGCGAGGGCAGGAAACUUGGAGAAAGUUCUAGAAUACCUGAAGGGCAGCACAGAUAUUAAUACAAGCAAUGCUAAUGGCUUGAAUGCACUGCACCUGGCUUCCAAGGAGGGACAUGUUAACAUAGUUACAGAGCUGCUAAAGCGUGGGGCAAAUGUGGAUGCAGCUACAAAGAAAGGGAAUACAGCCCUUCACAUUGCCUCCUUGGCUGGACAGGAAGAAAUAGUUAAGAUAUUGGUACAGAACUCUGCCAAGGUUAAUCUACAAUCUCAGAAUGGAUUCACCCCACUUUAUAUGGCAGCCCAGGAGAACCAUGCAGCUGUGGUGAAGUUCCUGUUGGCAAAUAAUGCGCAGCAAGGCCUGGCAACUGAGGAUGGAUUUACUCCACUAGCAGUUGCCUUACAGCAAGGACAUGAUAAGGUUGUUGCAGUGCUGCUGGAGAAUGACUCAAGGGGCAAAGUCAAACUCCCAGCUCUUCAUAUCGCAGCCAAGAAGGAUGACACAAAGGCCGCUGCCUUGUUAUUGCAGAACGAACAUAAUGUUGAUGUCCAAUCAAAGAACGGAGGAUUAGUCAAUGAUACAACAAAGAGUGGUUUCACUCCCCUUCACAUCGCUGCACAUUACGGCAACAUUAACGUAGGAACUCUUUUGGCCGACAAAGGUGCUGACGUCAACUACCAAGCAAGAAACAACAUCGUACCACUGCACGUUGCAUCUAAGUGGGGACGAACAAACAUCUGCACUCUACUCUUGGAUAGAGGGGCACAGAUAGAGACAAGAACAAAGGAUGGUCUAACUCCACUACAUUGUGCAGCAAGAAGUGGCCAUGAGGCUGUUGUCGAUCUUAUGCUGGAGAGAGGGGCACAACAAGCAGCUAAAACAAAGAAUGGACUCACGCCACUUCACAUGGCUGCCCAAGGUGACCAUGUUGACUGUGCAAGAUUGUUGCUCUACCACAAGGCACCUGUGGAUGAGGUUACAGUGGACUAUCUAACACCUCUCCAUGUAGCAGCCCAUUGUGGAAAUGUAAGAACUGCAAAACUCUUGUUGGACAAGAAAUGCGAGCCAAACUCCAGGGCACUGAAUGGAUUCACUCCCCUUCAUAUUGCGUGCAAGAAGAACCGCAUCAAGGUAGUUGAACUCCUUCUGAAAUACCUAGCCAACCUUGAGGCUACCACAGAGUCUGGCCUCACCCCCCUGCAUGUAGCAUCCUUCAUGGGACACAUGAACAUUGUCUUGUAUCUACUCCAACAUGGUGCUAACCCUGACACGCCUACAGUUCGUGGGGAGACUGCACUACAUUUGGCAGCAAGAGCUAACCAGACAGACAUCAUUAGGAUUCUCCUGCGUAAUGGGGCACAGGUUGACGCUAGAGCUAGGGAGCAGCAAACUCCAUUGCAUAUUGCAUCUAGGUUGGGCAACACUGAUAUCUGCAGCCUUCUCCUACAACAUGGAGCAUCUCCAAAUGCCACCACCAAGGAUCUGUACACACCUCUCCAUAUCGCUGCCAAGGAAGGCCAAGAAGAGGUGGCUGCAGUCCUACUUGAACAUGGGGCAGACCAGAACUUAACGACAAAGAAAGGAUUCACCCCACUGCAUAUUGCUGCCAAAUAUGGUAAGAUCAAGGUGGCCCGUCUUUUGCUACAAAAGGAUGCCGACCCCAAUGUUCAGGGAAAGAAUGGCCUGACCCCCCUACACGUUGCCACGCAUUACAACCAUGUGAAUGUUGCUCUGCUACUAUUGGACAAUAAAGCCACACCCCACUGUGCUGCCAAGAAUGGCUACACCCCACUUCAUAUUGCCGCAAAGAAGAACCAGAUGGACAUUGCUACCACCCUCUUGGAAUAUGGUGCCAAGCCAGAUGCCGAAUCCAAGAGUGGAUUCACGCCACUACAUCUUGCGUCCCAGGAAGGACACACAGACAUGGUUUCCCUCCUUCUGGAACAUAAAGCAUCUGUCAACUGCUCUGCUAAGAAUGGGCUCACUCCAAUGCACUUGGCCGCCCAGGAAGACAAAGUCCCAGUGGCAGAGGUCCUUGUGAAAUAUGGUUCAGAGAUUGACCCACGAACAAAGGCUGGCUAUACUCCACUGCACACAGCAUGUCAUUUUGGACAGAUCAAUAUGAUUCGUUUCCUAUUGGAACAUGAAGCUGAUGUCAACGCUGUUACCAAGCUGGGCUAUACCCCACUUCACCAAGCCGCACAACAAGGACACGUCCUCGUGAUAAAUCUCCUUCUCAAAUAUGGCGCCAACCCUGAUGCCCUCACAAAUACUGGGCAAACAGCUCUAUCUAUUGCCGAUCGUCUAGGCUACAUUUCGGUGGUAGAGGUGUUGAAGAACAUUACCACAGUCUCCGUGACAACAACCACAACAACAGAGGAAAAAUACAAAGUGGUUGCCCCAGAAACGAUGCAGGAAACUCUUCUAACAGAUUCUGAGGAUGAGGGAGGCAAUGCCGAGGAAGCCCCGCUUUCUGAACAACACGUAUAUGUAAAGCAUUACGAGCCGAAACAGGUUGUAGGUCAAAGUAAUGCGACAAUGGAGGCCCUAGUUGGCCCUCUAGAGAGUGAAGAUCACACACUAAGUGAGACGUCAUACAACUACAUGACGGAGAAGGAGAUGAAGUACAUGGCAGAUGACAGCAUGUCACCAUCUGGCCUUAAGCCCCCUGGGGAGAGGGGUUACAGCAUGACUGAUGGUUUCACACCAAGCAUAGCCACAGCAGGCCUAGCAAGUAUGGAAACCUCACACUUCCAAUAUCCAGAUGAGAGUUUCAAUUACAGCUACCAGGGAGAGGACGCUAUCAUACCAGCAAGCAUGUCUGCAUCAUAUGCUUCAUACAAAGGCCAAUCACCAGGACCAGAUGCUUACGACAAGGACACCAUGAGAAUUACAUCUGAUGCCGUUAAUGAGGGAUACAGACGUCGUGCCGAAAGCUCCUACAGUGGACAUUCUUUCGCCUCAUCUUUUGAUCCAGAUAAUGUCCUCGUAGACAAAACUCCAGCUUCUUCAGGUUUCCUGGUAAGCUUCAUGGUUGAUGCUCGAGGAGGAGCUAUGAGAGGUUGCCGUCACAGCGGGGUGCGUUUGAUCAUCCCACCACGCAAGGCAUCCAUGCCAACACGUGUUACAUGCAAGCUGGUGAAGAAAGAGAAGUUGUUGCACCCACCCCCUCUGAUGGAAGGAGAGGCACUGGCCAGCAGAAUCCUGGAGAUGGGACCUCAUGGAGCACAAUUCUUGGGCCCUGUGAUCAUUGAGGUGCCUCACUACGCCUCUCUUAGAGGACGUGAGCGUGAAAUUGUCAUCUUACGCAGUGACAAUGGCGAAACAUGGAAAGAACAUACAAUGGAGGCAACUGAUGAUGCAAUCCACUCGACCUUGAAUGGGUCAUUUGAAGAUCUAGAGACUGCAGAGGAUCUUUUCAAGAGCCGAACAACACGCAUUCUGACCACAGACUUCCCACAAUACUUUGCUAUUGUGACACGUGUAAGACGGGAGACUAACACUAUUGGUGUUGAGGGUGGUAUGUUAAGCUCCACUGUUGUACCACAAGUACAGCUAGUUUUCCCAGAGAGAGCACUCAAGAAAGAGAUCAAGAUUGGUCUGCAGGCCCAGCCAUUGCCUCCCGAGAUGGUCUCCAAGUUGCUAGGGAACCGUGUUGCAGUGAGCCCCAUAGUGACAGUUGAGCCAAGACGUCGCAAGUUCCAUAUGCCAUUCACACUGACCAUUCCUGUGCCGAAAGCCUCUCAGAAGGGUAUGAUUAACCAAUAUGGCGGAGAUGCUCCUACACUACGAUUGUUGUUCAGUAUACCAGGAGGGAGCAGCCAAUCAAAAUUAGGUGGCACCUCUCCUGCCGAAUGGGAAGACAUUACUGGAAAAACCCCAUUGACUUUUGUCAAUGAUUGUGUGUCUUUUGCUACAAAUUUUUCGGCAAGAUAUUGGUUGAUGGACUGUCAAAAUGUCAAUGAUUCAACCAAGAUGGCGACUGAACUUUAUAAAGAGGCAAUCCACGUGCCAUUCAUGUCCAAAUUUGUCGUGUUUUCCAAACAUACUGAACCUCAAGAAGGACGGCUACGCGUUUUCUGUAUGACAGAUGACAAAAUGGAUAAAACUCUGGAAACCCAGGAGCAUUUUACAGAAGUGGCCAGGAGUAAGGAAGUUGAGGUUCUUGAAGGAAAACCACAAUGGGUUGAAAUGGCUGGAAAUCUCGUACCCGUCACGAAAUCAGGCGAACAACUCCAUAUUAAUUUCCAUGCAUUUAGAGAAAAUCGUCUACCGUUUACGGUUCGUGUUCGCGAUACAAACCAGGAGGCUCAAGGCCGUAUUGCAUUUAUGAAAGAUCCCCGUGUUGGGCGUGACCAACCUUCACAAACCCCUAUAUGUAACCUGAAUGUAUCACUGCCAGAUGAGAUAAAGGAAGAGAGUCUUACUCUAAGAGAGGAAGAAGCCAAGGAACUCAAGGAUAAAUUUGACCAAGUAAAAGGUAUAGUUAUCACAGAUACUGUUACAAGAGCUGACCUCCACCUUGCUGAUAUUGCCGAGGCUGUUGGUGAUGACUGGGUUAUCCUGGCUAGGGAACUACAAAUCACUGAGUAUGAAACAACAACUAUUCAGACUGAAACUACAGUGGUUAAAGACCAGGGUCUGGCUAUGUUACAACUCUGGGUACAAAAAGAAGGAGAUAAGGCAACUGGCAAUGAGCUGGAAGGUGCUUUACGUAGAAUUGGUCGUGAUGAUGUUGUUCGUAAAUGUAUGACAAACAUCGAAACUGUAACAGAAACUACCACAUCAGUUGACGUCAUGACCAAAUCUGGAAACGAUGAUGAAGGAUUUGCCGCCUUCAAAGAUGAACUUGGACCAUCACGAGAUGCUUCAAUGAAACGAGGCUUAUCAUUGGACGUUUCUUACGAUGAACAAGAUAUAGUAAAAGAAUCUGAAUCUGCAGAGGAAUCCAGUGAAGCUGGGUCUGUCGUUGAAAAAAUACCAGAGACCAUUCCUGAAGAGGAACCAAUUUCGAAAUCUGAAAAAGAAGCCGCUCAGGAAGAUUUUAUUGAAAAAGUUGAGGGCAUGGAUGUUUCGAUGGGCAUGGAUGACCGCAUGCCCUCUUCAAGCAGUGAAGAUUCAUUACAUGACAAAGACAAACAAGGAAGAGACCGUGGUGCUAGAGCUACUACUAAGACUCCUCCCCCCUCCCCAUCAGCUGUUGAAGAAGUGUCUGAGCCAAAGGUGGAGGAAGUGGUCGCUAAAUUAGCAGAGUCAGAGGCCUGGCAAUCCAGCGAGGAACUCGAUGAACGACCACCCAUCAUCAAAGAAGAACCUAUGUCUGUCCCUGAACCAGAUGAAGUUGAUAUUCACACAGAAAGAACAGUUGGAGAGCCUGAAACUGAAACCUAUGAAGAUGAGGUAGAAGAAACUCUGCCUGAUGGUACUGUUGUGAAACGUAAAAUUAUUAGAACUAGGACCGUGACUCGUGUUACUGAAAGGACCACCAUUGAAGGUGUUGACACUGAUAUUACACGACCUGAUGAGCCUGAUAGCACAGAUGCUGGUGAACCUGAGCCAGUUGUUAUUGAGGAGGUUCCAACUGAACAGUUCGAAGCACCACCAUCUGCUCCUUCUACUGAGGAAGCAUAUCAAGAACAACAACCUGAACCUGAACAAUUUGAAGAACCAGCAGCUCUUGAGUUGUCUUAUGAGCGGCCAGAGCCCGAACCUGAACAGUUU